This is a messenger RNA of Perca flavescens (yellow perch), 2837 nucleotides long. RefSeq names its product chemokine-like receptor 1. Gene Ontology annotation, cellular component: plasma membrane. The transcript has 2 exons. Gene Ontology annotation, molecular function: G protein-coupled receptor activity; complement receptor activity. Gene Ontology annotation, biological process: phospholipase C-activating G protein-coupled receptor signaling pathway; complement receptor mediated signaling pathway; inflammatory response. Lineage: Eukaryota; Metazoa; Chordata; Actinopteri; Perciformes; Percidae. The coding region runs from base 183 to 1292 and encodes 369 amino acids. The record is from RefSeq and is a predicted model, not a curated record.
ACAGGAAAGUGAACGCCUCCAACAGCUGAUUGAUUUAGAAGAGAGCAUAGAUAAAAAGUUAAGUCUUCCUGAAAGAAUUUACGCUGAGCUACAUUAGUCUUUCAGAUUACCACCACGAUUACUGCUGCUGCAGACACAUCCUCAUCCGACUGACAAACUUCAAGAAAGGUCUCAAAACAAGAAUGGAGAAAAUUACUACUGCACCUUUUUCUCACAACAAUACAACAGAUGCCACUGGAAAAAAUGGCUCUUUGUAUCAUGAACAUGCUGAGCUGAGACAGUCUCUUAACAUCAUGUCUCUCAUUGUUUACUGUCUGGCAUUUGUUCUUGGUGUGCUCGGUAAUGGAGUGGUUAUCUGGGUGACCGGGUUCAAGAUGAAGAAAACUGUUAACACAGUUUGGUUCCUCAACCUCGCUUUGGCCGACUUCCUCUUCACAGCAUUCCUGCCCCUGAGUGUGACAUACACAGCUAUGGACUUCCACUGGCCUUUCGGCAACUUCACGUGCAAACUCAACAGCACUAUAAGUUUUCUGAACAUGUUUGCCAGUGUCUACAUUCUGGUGGUGAUCAGUGUGGACAGAUGUGUGUCUGUGGUGUGGCCCGUCUGGACCCGGAACCAUCGAAGUGUACGCAAGGCGUCCUUUGUGAGUCUGGGUGUUUGGGUUCUGGCUCUGAUUCUCAGCGCUCCAUACUUCAUCUUCAGAGACACUGGGCCAUCACAUGACAAUAACGACAUCAUCAACUGCUUCAACAACUUUGCUUUUUCUGAUGACUAUGAAACACCGUCUGUGAAUCAGCUGCGACAGUUUCGUAAUCAGGCCCUGACCAUCACCCGCUUCCUCCUGGGAUUUGUUGUUCCCUUCACUGUCAUUGUCUCCUGUUAUGCUGUGAUAAUCCAUCGUCUCAGAAGAAACCGUACCCUGGCCAGCCAAUCAAGUCGCCCUUUUAAGAUCAUCGCUGCAGUUAUCACCACUUUCUUCCUGUGCUGGGCUCCUUAUCACAUCAUGGCUUUAAUUGACUUGGUAAACCACAUGAAUAAUUAUACAUGUGAAACAUUAGAGCAUGUCACCACUAUCGGAGUCCCUAUAGCAACCAGCCUGGCCUUUCUCAACAGUUGCCUGAACCCACUGCUGUAUGUGUUCAUGGGCCAAGAUUUCAAGGAUAAAGUCCGCAAAUCCAUCCUGAAUGUUUUGGAGACUGCCUUCCAGGAAGAGGUUACUGGCUCUCACACUUACACAAAGUCAGUGGACACCAGUCAGAGCACUGGGAAGUCAGUUAGUACUGAAGUAUAAGUCUGUCCAUAACAAGAAGAAACAAAUACUGAAACUGUAAAUAGCAAAUAAUUUUGACCCAAAAUGUAUAUGUCAAAUUACUUUUUUUUCUUUUGUUGUCUUUAUACAUGGCGAGCUGUAAACAUUAUCUGAGAUUGAAGCUUUCCACUGAUGUAGUUUGAUUAAUGUGAUCGAACUGAUCUGGUAUCAAAGUGUAGGCCUACCACCUUUUAACUACGCCUACAGCAUUCACAACCUGAUAGAACAAACUGAUGGUAAUAUUGUACAAUAAGUUGUUAUGCCUUCUGUGAUCUAAAUCUUUGUUGAAUAAGGUGUGGGAUGUUUUUAGUCACACAGUUCUGUUAUUAGCUGAGAAUCACAGCAAUGCCCCAGGGACGUGCACAGGUACGUUGCCCAGGCAACAAUAACCUGUUUGCCCUGAUUGGCACAGCUGCCCCUCUGGAGAAAUAGCCUAAAUAAACUUUUCUUUCAUUUUUUUCUUUUUUCUUUUUUUUCUAGUCAUGUGACUUUGUUUAUUCUCACACACGGAGCACCGCCAGAGACGGUUUAGAAGUUACAGGAAAAAUAGUAGUAAAAUACUUUUAAUAGCUGAAAUAUGGGAUGAUAAGGCCAGAUAACUGGUUCACAAAGGCUUAAUAAUGUGUUGUAAUUGUUUGUUUAUACAAUAUAUAUAAACAAAAAUAUUCAUUGUGCCAAAUAAUAACAAAAGUUAUCUCAACCAGAAUCCAUGAGUGAAGCCACAGUCUAUAAAAAGUCAACUGGCCGCACUAGAGUGUUCAGUUGUCUUAGUGUGUUUUUUUGCAGUGAAAAGUACAGUAGGCUAUACUGUAUAAGUUUAUUCUGAUUCAAUAAUUCCAUUUAAGAUGAGGCCCUAACACAAGGCUCCAGACCAGAGAGUGAGGGAGAGCAGGCGGAGCAUCAUGCAACAAAUCAGACAGGGCCCUCCGAAUGUCUGUGCACGUCCCUGCCUCAGGGGAUCGUAAAAUGCCAUUUUCUGAACAAAAGAACCCAGCAGUUGUUUCAAAAUAGGUAUUACAUAAGUUUACAGUAAAGAAAACAUGCAAACAAUACAAGUCCCACUUGUUUAUAUCUGCACCACCAUUUUGGGAUCUUGUAGAUCUUGUAUUUUCAUUUUGCUCAUUCAGCCUGUAUGGUCAUUUUUACUGCACAAAUCACCCUGAAAUGCAUAUUUCUUAAAAUGAACUGAGCACCUGCAUCUACAGUACGUUGUUGCUUUCCAUGUAUUGACACCAUAGAAAGUAAUUUACCUGAAUUUGAACUGCUGGUUUGAUAAACUUUCAAUGUAUUUAUUGUAAGGACAAAUUAAACAGGGCAAAUAGUCUUAUCACUAAAUAUGACAACAUAGAACCACAGAAAAAUGGAAUGGCCCACUUGUUCUAUAUGUAAGACUGUGGGUUGAAGAUGUAGCGACCUGUCUAUAAGAGCUUAAUUUUAAUGAUGAUGAUGAUGAUUGUUAUUGUAAUUAUUCUUGCUAUUAUUAUUUUUCCAUUAUUCAAAUAUUUUUUGGACUUCACUGUCUUACCC